Molecule: messenger RNA, 653 nt
Organism: Merops nubicus (carmine bee-eater)
Lineage: Eukaryota; Metazoa; Chordata; Aves; Coraciiformes; Meropidae
Gene: FAM185A
Product: family with sequence similarity 185, member A
Exons: 5
Source: RefSeq, a predicted model, not a curated record
AGUGUGAAUAUAGAGAAGCUGCAGGGAACAUCCAUCAACAUAUCUACUGAAGAUGGGCUGCUGAAAACAAAGUAUCUCUAUGCGGAAUCAUCAUCUCUGUCUUCAGUAUCUGGUGAUAUUCUGCUCGGAAGUAUUCAUGGUAACACCAGCCUUCAGACCAAAACAGGGAGCAUCACAGUAGAUUCCUCAGAUGGAAGUCUAAAAGCUUCUACACAUCAGGGGACAAUAGAUGUUUAUGUCAGUCAGUUAAGAAAAGUGGAUCUGAAAACCCAGAAAGGUUCAAUUACAGUCAAGGUACCUGCCUCUCUCAAAGCCUAUUUAGAGUUGUCUGGAAGAAAAGUGGAUGUGAGCUCAGAGAUCCAGUUAAAAGAAACACAGCGUGCCUCCAAAGACGAUCACGUAACUAUAAGUGGUCACAUGAAUCAAAAGAAUGAAACGGACAAAUGGAUUAAGGCUGACACACAAAAUGGCAAAGUGUAUCUUAAAAGCCAAAGCUGGAUCCAGUCUGUCAAGCUGAAGAGUUCUUAAAGGUGAAAUAGGCCAAAGAGAUAAAAGCAAGAAACUGAAAAGGAACAUUUCUGUAAAAUUUUGAAACUUUGCUGAUGUAUAUUAAUAUGAGAGAAACAAUAUUAAAAAUUAGGACAUCUUAACCC